AGUAUUGCCUGCUUAAUUGUGAAUCUAGGCGUGCUUAUGAACCUUUAUUUUAUUUAAUUAAAUAAGGGUGCAGGUGACAACAGAUCUAAAUUUUAAUCAUCUUUAAGAUUAAGUCUUAGUUUCAAGAUUAUAUUAUAGUUCUUUUUUAAACUUGUAGAAGUUUCAAUUAUAUUUUAUUUAUCUUUAAUUUAGGCUACUUAUGGUUGGUUAGUUGGAUUAAGUACAAACUUGAGCAUAGUUUAACGAAGUACCAAAAUAUAUUUAUCUCAAUAAAUAUUGAAAGAACGAGAAGAAAACAAAAAAAUAAAAGUACAAUUGGAGGCAAGAUAUAGCAAUGCUUAGAAGAACAACUUGAAAACUAGAAAAGAUGUUUGUAAAAUCAGGAAUUCUCUUUUAAUAGGAAACUUAAACAAACCUCCUUUGCUUAAAAAAAAAAAACACACCUUUGCAAGUACAUUUCCAUAAUAAUCACUCAACCAAACCAACAUCUAGUAGUGAUUUUAGUAUAACAACAUGAACUUAUAGUUGAAGUUCAUAUGGUUGAAGCUAAAAUAUAGCAAAACUUCUCUGAUAUUGAAGAGAGAGGACAUAUUUACAAUUUGAAAUUAAUGAACAGUUUCAUUUUCAACUAUUUUAUUAAGCAGUUUUUGAAAUAAUUCUGAUUAUCAAUCCCCACUUGUGCCUAGAAGUAAAACCCCUAGAAGUAGUGAUAACAACCUUCACAACAACUAGUUCUCAACUAACUUGACUUCUUAUAUGAAUUAAAAAUAAUUGAAUUGGAAUGGAAUGGAACAAUAGAUAGAUUAAUUAAAAAUAAAUUGGUUACAUAAACAUGGCCAGCUAAUACAAAUAGGGAUUUCCAUUGCCACUACCAACUCCAAAAUAUACCUUUGCCUUUGGCUUUAAAACAAAAGAUAUUCCCUUAACCUGCUGUCCUCUGCCUUCUCCCAACAACAAAUGACCCCUCGAGCUUAUGUCUUAAUCUUUUUCUUCUGGUCUCUUCUCACCAUUCUCACUCCCGCUCUCGUUUUUCUCUCCGAUAAUUCAAAACCGUCGUCGCUCUCAUUCAAAUCUACAGAUGGGAAAAAUGGAGGGAUUGAAAUGAGUAGAAAAGUUGUGGGAUUGACAAGAAAAUAUCAGAUGUUGAAAGUUUUGGCUGAAGAACAGACUGCACCGGCGGCGAUUCCGACACCCAUUACAGCACCGGCACUGUCGCCGGCUCCGGCACUGGGCGCCGCCGUUUCGGUACGGAAGUUCAUGGCUGAUACUGGAAAAGUCAUAUUGACAACAUUGAAGGGCUUGAAAGAAGCACAUUAAUUAAGGGUAGGAAAUAAUAUAAUUCAUCUCUGAAUAUUGUAUCAUUUCAAAAUACAAAUUAUUUUGACCCUCCUGGUAAAUAAAAAAAUGAAAAAAUGAAAUUGUUUGUAAAUAUUAUAUUUUACAUUUUCCUAGUCGUUACAAAGGAAUAAAAGAAAACAAUAAUAAUAAUAAUUAAU
This is a messenger RNA of Benincasa hispida (wax gourd), 1496 nucleotides long. RefSeq lists its product as uncharacterized. Lineage: Eukaryota; Viridiplantae; Streptophyta; Magnoliopsida; Cucurbitales; Cucurbitaceae. The record is from RefSeq and is a predicted model, not a curated record.